AUGGCGGAAUUAAACCUCCAGGAGAUUCAUGAUAUCCUCGUAGAGGUGGCCCACGAGGCCGGCCGAAUGAUUAUAUCGGCCAAUCCUCAGGACAUUGAACAGGGCGAGAAGAUCAACUCCGUCGACAUAGUAACCGAAUGUGACAAAGCGGUCGAAACCCUCGUCUCAACGCGCCUACGUUCCAAAUUCCCCUCUUACGCCUUCAUCGGCGAAGAGACCUACCGGCCGGGCCAGCAACUCACCGACACGCCCACCUUCAUCGUCGACCCCAUCGACGGCACGACCAACUUCGUCCACGGUUUCCCCGAGGCAUGUAUCUCGCUCGGCUUCGCCGCCGGCCGCGUCCCCACCGUGGGCGUGGUGUAUAACCCGUACCUGGACAAGCUGUACACCGCCAUCCGCGGCAAGGGGGCGUACCUUACGCAUGGCGCGGCAUGCGGAUUGGAAGGCGGAAAGGGCAGGGUGAGUAAGUUGCCGCUUGUGGAAAAAGCGCCGCCUUUGGGCAGGUUGGAUAGCUGUUUGGUGGCAGUGGAGUGGGGGAGUAGCCGGGAGGACCAGAAUUAUGAGAUCAAGACGGAGGUGUUUAAGAAGCUGUGCGCGGGCAAGGGGUCAGGAGGGGCUAUGGUGCAUUCGCUGAGGAGCAUGGGCAGCGCGGCGCUGAACAUCUGUGCUGUUGCGGCCGGCCAACUGGACAUGUAUUGGGAGGGUGGGUGCUGGGCUUGGGAUGUGUGUGCCGGUUGGUGUAUACUCGCUGAAGCCGGGGGUAUUAUGGCGAGUGGGAACCCGGGGGGUUGGGAGCCGGAGAUUGAUUCGCGGAAGUACUUGGCUGUUAGGGGGGCCCCGAGUGGGCAGAAGGAGCUUGUUAAGGAGAUGUGGGAGGUUAUGGGGGAUAGGAAGAUGGAUUAUGCCAGCUAG
This is a messenger RNA of Pseudomassariella vexata, 915 nucleotides long. Its product is annotated as inositol monophosphatase. The record is from RefSeq and is a predicted model, not a curated record. Gene Ontology annotation, molecular function: inositol monophosphate 1-phosphatase activity. Lineage: Eukaryota; Fungi; Ascomycota; Sordariomycetes; Amphisphaeriales; Pseudomassariaceae. Gene Ontology annotation, biological process: signal transduction; phosphatidylinositol phosphate biosynthetic process; inositol metabolic process. The transcript has 2 exons. The coding region runs from base 1 to 915 and encodes 304 amino acids.